AUGACAUCUCGCUAUAUGGAACGAAUGGCAAAAAUCGAGCAAGUGUUGCUCAUUGAUAAUAAAAAAAUCGAUAUUGAUGAGCUUCGAAAUGGUUGCAGCUAUGGCGUCCCUGAACAAUUGCGGCCAUUGGUUUGGAGGUUACUUCUCAAUUAUCUGCCAUUGGAAAGGCAUAAAUGGCCAUCAUACUUGAAGGAACAGCGAGCAACCUACGACCAAUUGAUAGAGCAGAUUAUUGUGGAGCCAGGCAAAGAAGCUCUCAAUAAGUCUAUUAAUGAUCACCCGCUAUCGGAUAAUCCGGCGAGCGAUUGGCAGGCGUUCUUUCAAGACAACAAAGUUCUUACGCAGAUCGACAAGGAUGUACGAAGAUUGUACCCGGAGAUACAAUUCUUCCAGUUGCAGUCCAAAUUUCCGCAUAAAUAUGGAGUGAAUUAUCCCUUGUCAAAACGUGUUUCGGGACAGGAAUUGGACUCACAGGAGUAUGGAAUCAACCGCGAUGGAAUAAUAAGCUGCGUCAAGGAGAACAUCAGAGUUGCAGAUAAUAGCGAUGAAAAAUCAGGGAGUGCAGAAUUCCACUGGCAUAUUGUUGAACGAAUUCUCUUCAUUUACGCAAAACUCAAUCCGGGAGUGCAGUAUGUGCAGGGCAUGAAUGAGCUGGUGGCUCCGAUUUAUUAUGUGCUCGCUACUGAUUCUGAUGAGGAAUGGGCUGCUUUCGCUGAAGCCGACACAUUUUUCUGCUUUCAGCAACUCAUGAGCGAAGUCAAGGACAAUUUUAUAAAAACUCUUGACGACAGCGUCUGCGGAAUUGAAUCUUCAAUGUCCAAUUUCCAUAAUCUCAUAAUGCACUUCGACAAUGAGCUCUACAAUCACUUGAUUGGAAGACUCGAUAUUAAACCUCAGUUCUACGCAUUUCGCUGGCUUUCCCUUCUUCUAAGUCAAGAAUUCCCGUUACCCGAUGUUAUCACACUUUGGGACGCUUUAUUCGCCGAUUCAAAAAGAUUCACACUUCUUCCUUACGUAUGCCUGGCAAUGAUGGAACUUCAGAGGAAUGAGCUUUUGAAUGGCGACUUUUCCCUUUGCGUUAGAACUUUGCAGAACUAUCCUGUCAUUGACAUUGCUAACUUGGUGGCGUUCGCCCAAGAUAUCCGCGAUGGGAAGGCACAGAAGCCUGUGAAAGAAAUUCAACGAAAAAUGCAAUGGCUAGUUAUAUUGAUGUUGAUUUGCUGCUCUAGGAUCCUCUGUUCCGAUUUUGGGCCAUUGUCUACUUCAUUCAUGAAAUCCAUGUACAGAUUGAAAAAUUACGACAACCUUAUUCGUCAUAUUCUGACUUACGGCUAUACCGGAUCUUUCGGCGGAGCAGAGUCGGAAACUCCCAAGAUAUUGAAUACCCCAAUUGUUUUUAUUCAUGGAAACUCGGAUUCUGCACUUAAGCACGGAACAGAUAUUUAUCAAUCGGGAUGGAACCAAGUCUUGGAAUUUUUCCUGGAAAAUGGGUACACUAUGAGCGAGCUCUAUGGCAUGACAUACGGCGAUAGGAAUAUUUCAAACUCUUAUACAAGACACUUCGAUUGUCAAUUAAUUCGUUUCCAUCGCGAGUUCAUUGAGAAUGUUCUGAUUUACACAAAAUCUGUUAAAGUGAACAUAAUUGCGCACUCAAUGGGUGUAAGCAUUGCACGAAAAGCGAUUCAAGGUGGAACUUUUUUUGACGAUGACGGAAAAGAAUGCGAUAUCGGAGAUAGCUUAUCCCAUCGUGUUGGAGUUCUAAUUGGUUUGGCUGCUGCAAAUCAUGGAAUGUGUCCAUGCCAAUUUGCUCACGCAUUUCCAGCAUGUGGAUUCAAGACUGGAUUCUAUCCGGGAAACUGCGGCGACUACAAAUGCGAUUCUGACAUCCAUAAUCUCAAAGGCGUUUGCAACGUCAACGAAUAUUCCCCAUUUCUUUCAAACGUCAACAAUUUUCCUAAAAAAGAAGCCGAUUAUAUCGCUAGCUUUUGGAGUGACGAUGAUGAAGUUCUUGGAAAAAACAACAUGGUGUUUGGUCGGAAGACUUCACUCAUUCCGCGAUCUGAUAUGCAAAAGGUAUACAUCGGACUAACACAUAAUGAGGUCAAAAUGACAGCGCCGGACCAGCUUAAAGUGAUGAAACAAUACGAAAGUCGACAGUUGCUGAGAUAUUUCAAUUUGCUUUAA
Molecule: messenger RNA, 2184 nt
Organism: Caenorhabditis bovis
Lineage: Eukaryota; Metazoa; Nematoda; Chromadorea; Rhabditida; Rhabditidae
Source: the annotation of a GenBank genome assembly